AUGUUCGCCGCUUGUGAAGAGGCGGUCCCCUCCAUGUUCUGCACCAUUCAGGUGGUCUCGGCGCGCGGUGGCACAUCUCGGCCCGCGGAAAGGCCGCCGGCGGAGGCGGGGCGGGCGGGCGGCGGCGCCUGCUCGCCCUCGACGUUCCGCGCAGACCUCGCGGAGGCCGUGAUCGCCCGCGCUUGCGCGGCACCGCGGGCGAUCCGCGCACCCGAAGGCAAGCAGCUGCUUGUGCGCGACCUGUCCUCGGUGGGGACCGGGAUCAAGCUGCCGGGCGGCGAGGUGCGGCGGCUGGAGAAGGGUGUGGACACCCCGCUGCCGCCGGAUGCCCUGGUGGUGCUGCCCAUGAAGGUGAAGGCGACGGCGGGAACGCCCGGAGACAAGCUCGUCGGUAUCGUGGCGGCGACAGUCGGGGAGGACGCCCCAGACAGGCCCCUCGACGCCGUCGCGGAGGUCGCGCUGGUGGCCAGGGCGGUAGGCAUCCCCCCCGGGCACCCGCUGACGGACGCCCCCCCCGCGGCGCCGACGCCUGCGGAGGCGGCGCCGGCGGCGCCGCCUGCGCCUGGGGCUCCGAGGGCCGCGAAGGAGAAGAAAAAGGAGAAGAAGGAGAACAGGGAGUCCCUCGCCGCGACGUUGACGGCGGCGGUCGCCACCGCGAGAGCAGACAGGAAGCGGGCUGCGCAGGACACGGCGGAGAUUCCGAUCUCCGGCGCCGCGACGCUGGACCAGCCCGCUGCGGACGGUUGGCGCCGGCGCAAGAGGAUGCGCGACGCGGAGGCGCCGCCCCCGAGGGACCCGCGCGAGGCGCUGCGGGACUCCGAGAGCGCCGUCCUGGAGGUGGAGGCGGUGGCGGGCGCGGGGCAGCCCGCGCUGGUCGGCCUGAUGCCCCCGGGGACGCCCCCGAGGCGGGCGGCCUCGCAGGCCAGGUCGGACGCCGAGGACACGCUGCCGCCCACCCCAGAG
Messenger RNA from Prorocentrum cordatum, 963 nucleotides. Lineage: Eukaryota; Dinophyceae; Prorocentrales; Prorocentraceae. The record is from the annotation of a GenBank genome assembly.